UCAGCUGCUGCUUAGUGGGGGGAGGGGUACCAGCCCCAGCCAAACUUCAACCUCCGCACGGCCCGGGAGAGUGCAAGCAAGCCAAAGCCAUGAGCAGCCAAUACCAAGAAGAGAGCUGCUCCGAGAGGCCCGAAUGCAAAAGUAAAUCGCCAACUUUGCUUUCCUCCUAUUGCAUCGACAGCAUCCUGGGCAGGAGGAGCCCCUGCAAGAUGCGGUUGCUAGGAGCAGCUCCUAAUCUGCCGCCUCUGGCCAACCGGACGGAGCCAGACAAGGCCGGGCAAGGAUCAGGCAAGGGCAGCCCGCCCGGUUUCGAGAUGGGCGAGCUGCAUCUGCCGCCCAAGUUGCGCCGCCUCUAUGGGCCUGGUGGGGGCCGAUUGCUGGCGCGGGCCGAGGCAACCGCCUCGUCGUGGGACUCUCUCAAGAUCAGCCAGGCGCCACAGGUCAGCAUCAGUCGAAGCAAGUCCUACCGGGAGAACGCGCCCUUUGCGCGUAGCGCUCGUACCGUCGACGAAUUGAGCAGCCCUGGAGGUGGCGGCGGCCCCGACGGUAGGCCAAGCCGAGGGGAGGAAAUGCUGGAGGAGGAGGAGGAAGAGGAAGAGGAAGAGGAAGAAGAGGAGGCCGAGGAGCUGGAUGAAGAGUUGGACGAGGACGACGAACUGCUAACCGAGGCCAAAGACGCCCGACGGAGCUCGGGGUCCGCGGGUGGGACUGGCGUGGGGCAUGUGGCGAUGGGAAGCGAGGGUGCCGGCGACUCGCCCAAGGAGGAGCUGCUGCUCCCUGCUGACGAGUUGGCUGACGGCAAGGAUGGUGAGGACAGCGUGUGCCUGUCGGCGGGCAGUGAUUCCGAGGAGGGGUUACUCAAGAGGAAGCAACGCCGUUAUCGCACCACCUUCACCAGCUACCAGCUGGAGGAGCUCGAGAGGGCCUUCCAGAAGACCCACUACCCAGAUGUCUUCACCAGGGAAGAGCUGGCGAUGCGCCUGGAUCUGACUGAAGCCAGAGUGCAGGUCUGGUUCCAGAACCGGAGAGCCAAAUGGCGGAAGAGGGAAAAGGCCGGUGCUCAAAGCCACCCACCCGGCUUGCCUUUCCCUGGCCCGCUGUCGGCAUCUCAUCCGCUCAGUCCCUACCUUGAUGCUAGUCCUUUCCCUCCUCACCACCCAGCUCUCGACUCCGCUUGGACUGCCGCCGCCGCCGCCGCCGCCGCCGCCGCCGCCGCCUUUCCCAGCCUUCCACCUCCGGGCUCUGCAGCCUUGCCCCACAGCGGCACCCCGCUAGGCCUCAGCACUUUCCUGGGAGCGGCUGUAUUUCGGCACCCGGCCUUCAUCAGUCCAGCUUUUGGCAGGCUCUUUUCCACCAUGGCCCCGCUGACUAGCGCUUCCACUGCGGCUGCUCUGCUGCGACAGCCAGCCCCUGUCGUGGACAACGCCGUGCAAUCAAGCGGCCUCUCUGACCCGGCCGCCGCGGCAGCGGACCGGCGCGCCUCCAGCAUUGCGGCGCUGCGCCUGAAAGCCAAGGAGCACGCGGCGCAGCUUACGCAGCUCAAUAUCCUCCCCGGGAACAGCGCGGGCAAAGAGGUGUGCUAAAUCACUCCCGGGGGGUGGGGUUGGUGGGCAAAUCGGCCGAGGCACGAAUCCAAGACCAAAACGGGAGGGAAGCCAGUGGACGCACGCUUUCUGGAGGGGGACAGGAGGCGGGGUGGCGCCACUUCUGCGGCUUCCCUUGGGCCAAUCCUCAGGAGCCCACCCUUCCUCGGUUGGGAGUUUAUUCCUUGCUAGAUCGUCGACUUGGGUCAGCAAAGCACCUGCCCGAGUUGCAGAAGGCUGAAGAGAAGACCGGGAGGGCGGUGAGAUUGCUAAGAAAGCGAAGGGCAAUGGAGGCCAGGUUACGCUCUUUGCCUAGGCUGUUCUCACCGGGCCAGAAAAGAUACUUGCUGACAGAGCCAAGGCUGAAUCAAAGCCAAGUAGACCACUUGGGGAGGGGCGGGUUUGGUCUCUUGUCCACCGAUCACAUCAACCAAGGGUUUUAUAGUAAACCAAAGGGAAAUAUAACGCUAGCAUAUGGACUGUUUAAGUUACUAUACUGUGAUACUCAAUACUGUACAUACCAUUAUUAAAAAAUACGGAAAAAAAAAUCCAGAGCUUUGUAUAUUUGAAAUGUUAUAUAAUAAUUGCACUCAGUGUAGUGUUUGUACAAGUUUGACAUUUCUGUAGAUUUCUGUGUUGUAGAUAUUAUAGGGACUUUAGACAAAUAUUUAUGUACAAAUUCUUUAACUUAUUAAUUGUAGUUUCCCAAAACCCCGAAAGAGAAUGCCAGCAAGCCAGAGAAAGGCCAUCGGAAACGUACGUUUGUGUAAUAUUAUUGCUCUCACUUUUCCUUGCGAUUAAGUGGGAAAGUGUUACCCAUAGAAAAUAAAUAUAUCUCUCUAUAUCCGCACGUUUAUCAAUAAUUCCAAAAGCUACAUGGAGGUUCAGUGUCAUUGAAAACAACUAUGCUAAUAACAGGGAGUGUGGUGUAUAAGCAGAUACAAAAGAUUUAAGUCCUUUCCAGAACGUGGAGAAAAGAUGGACUUUUCACAAAUGUUCAAACUGAUAAGUAGAAAAGGGCUUUGCCAAAUUUUCCGAAAAAAAUCUGACUUGGGUUUAGUUAGUGUAGAAUCCUCACCCACUUGCCAAAAGGCUUGGCUGGGAAUUCUGGAAAUUGUAGUCGCAGAAUAACUGGAGGAGACCAAAGAGGGAAAGUAAGUCCAAAACUAUGAGGUGGAUGUAAAAGGCCCAGUCCUGCUCAUGUCUACUCAGAGGAAAGUCUCACUGAGCUUUUUGGAAAGUGGGUGUAAGAUCGUGGCCUAGGCAGAACCCUUAAAAUAAGUUAACAUCAAUAGCAGUGGCCUAUAGAGCCUUGGCCAUAUCAAAUGCAUUUUUUGGAGAGUAAAACCAACCCAGCAUAAGAAUUAUUCCCAAAUCAACGUAUUGGCUAUUCUAACAAGGAACGUUUACUCUAUCCUUUUCAAUGGGCACAUUAUUAUUCUGCUUUAUAUGUGAGCAAAGAUGGUAUGCGCGCGUCUCCCCCUCUUUCGAUCCCUUUUCGUUCCUUCCUUCGCCGAAAAUGCCUCUCCUCACAAGGGUGACUUUGGGAGGGACCUGGAAAGGCUUCUGCUUGGCGGCCUCCAUCCCUAAGCGUGGGCUUGUAGACCAGGUCGGCCUGUCCCGAUGCCGGGGCCGUGUAUCAGCCAGCAACUGUGGGGAACGAGGAGCUGGAGGUGUCUUGGCGUCCGCUCUGAGCCCUCACACAUACAGGCUGGUUGAAGUAUGAAACUGUGGAGCUGUCAGAGGCUGUCUCUCUCGCCUGGAAAUUUGGCGGGAGUUUUCAGGGCCAAGCUCUGAGGAACUAAAGUGAGGCUUGCCACACAUCGGGUUUUUUUUCUUUCCUCAGUCCCAGAGGCGGGAAGAAAAAUGGUGCUAUUUUGCCCCAGGCAUUACCGCUCCUACUUGCAAGAUUGGCAGAUGCUGCCUGUCCCUUUCCGGGAGUCGGACAGUAGCCGCGGGUGAGGGCCCAGCCCGAUCUCUCCCUUUUCCAAGCCAUUUGACCUGCCAUGCAGCUGAAGCAAAUCGCGUGAAAUUGCCUCCAAGGAUUACAUCGGCAUCCCAUUGAAAAGCCCCUGAGCCCCUGGUUUACCAACCUCCUAAUCCCAUGUCACGGCUGGUGCAAAACCCCCCCCCCGUGAAACGGCCCCUAUUCUUCCGCAGCUGGGGGGGGGCGGCUUUACAGUCGGCCAUGGCGGACUGAGCUCGCGCGCUUCAAAAAGGAAGGUCGGUGUUCCCCGGAUUAGAAGAGAGCCGGGCUGUCACGCCUGACAAGCCCUCAAAGCCGCCACAGAAACCCACGACCUUUCCCUUUCCUGGCUCUGUGGCAGCGGGGAACACCUAACAGGCCCUUGCGAGAGCUCUCCAGGUGUUUCAGCUUUGAAUGGGGCUCCGGCAAGGUAAGGAAGGUAAAAGGCCUUCCAUAAAUCCCAUUUAAGGCUUCCCAGGAAAUUUCACAAAGCUGAGCUCCCUGCUCUCUUUUCUUUUUCUAAGGCACUUUUCUCUCCCCCACCCCUUCUGUACAUCCAAAGGCUGUGUUUUCUGAAUAAGCUCAAUGGUGAAAAGGGGAAACGCCAUUUCACUUUGGGUAAUUCACCAGAAACAACUGAAGCCAACUUCUCCUAAAUUGCUUCGUUGUAAAUUGAUGCUGUAUAUGGAAAAGAAAUGGUUGUACAGUACACCUUUCAUGUAUGCAUUACAUAUUCCCAUUGCCACCUCCACCCAACAUACACAUACAUAUUAGGUUAACUAACAGGAAAUGAAAGGAAUUGAUCACAAUACUGCAAUAACCUAAAACAGGCCAUAGCUUGCCCAUUAAGGAAGACUUUUGGUAAAUGUUACAAAGAGAAUUUAAGAAAAGGCUUCACUGAGACGGCUCUAAUGGAAGGCCUCUAGGGUGAGAAUGGCAAAUUUUCAAAUUUUCCUUCCGUGCAUACUACUCUUCUCAGAAUUUGCAUUUAUACACAUGUAGUAGGCUCUUCAGCAUGUUUGUUUUUAUGAACAAACUGAAAAAUUCUUCCAAAUAACCAUAAAUUUAACUGACACCAUCUUAUACACAUAUGCAUUUUGGAGUAUAUAUAUUUAAAAACACCAUAGGUACAAAAAUAUUUUUAUAGAAAAAAAGAACAUUUGCUCCUGGACAUGAUUAACAGUAGAGUCUGAAAUGCAUGUUUUACUUUAAAGAAAAGGGAGUCAUUAUCAAGCCAUUAUGCAUUAAGAAAUGUCACUCAGUCAUUUUUAUUCAUUCUACAGAAAUCAUUGUAAAAGCCAGAAUCAUACUUCUGUAGGCAGCAAUUUUGUUCUGCAGGGGGGUUAUUACUCUGGUCCCUUAUUAGGAUCUAUACUGCUGCCAAGCAAUCCUAUAACCAUCUCAAAAGAAGUUUACCUUCAUGUUAUAAAACCAGUAGUGGUAUUUAUACUGUGCAAUAAUUAGUGUAUUACUUGAAUCCACUAACAGGUUCAUUUUAUCUCUUCACAAAACCUCUAGCCUGCUUACAGAAAGCUUGUGCCUCCUUUGGUGCUGUUAAAGGGGUAAAAGAGUGAAUGAAGGCUGGUAGCACUCUCUCUUUUUGCCUUGCCUUAAUUCCCAUCUCUUUUUGCUCUCAUCCAAUUAGUGCAGUGUAUUAAGCAGUUUAUCAUCUCAUAGUCAGCUAUUGAGAGAAACAAGACGAACACUUUGCAAUAGAGCCUGCUCUCCUUUGACACCCUCAGGUACUUACAUAUUCCACUGUGCUAUGAAUAAUAGAGGAAGAAUAGAGCACUAAUUCCCUCAUCAAAGAAUGCCUUGUCUGCUGCUUUGCUCAACAACACCAUUCUGAUCAAAAGAAAAGCAAUAAAGCUUAGCAUAACAAAACGAAACCUACUUAUUAGCUUAGUGGUUAAAUUAAUGCAGAGACGCUGCUAUUCAAAACCAAGGUUUGAAAACAGCCUCCAAUAACCUGAUAAUGCUGCCUUCAGGAUGAAGGAAUUUUAAUCUGAAAUUUGAAGCUGGCACAGAUGAGUUAAUCUAUUAAACAGCUAUAAGAGGAGUGCAGGAUGAGUAGUUCAAUUAAGAAAUAUUUAGGUGGUCAACAAGAGAAGCAAAGGAGGCAAGAUCAAAAAUAGGUUGAAGCUGGGAAAUAGAAAAAUAAUUUUUAUCCAGUAAGAAAUGAUUCUGGCACAAGAUGAAACGAUUCAUCAGAUUUCUUUCUUUUAAUAAAUACUAACUGUGAAGGCUGGCUUCUAAACUUAUGUAUUAAAGCUCCUUCUCUAUCCAUCAACCUAACUUUGUUGUUUAUUUUUAACUACACGGAGAAAAAGGAGAGUAACAGAGCUCAGAUUGCUCUGAGGAACUCCGGCUUGUUUUUGGUUUUGUAAUUCUACAGUUCAAUGAAUUUAAUAUGCACGUAAAGAUUGAUGUACACAAAGAAAGAUGACUUUUCAGUUUUUCCAUUGUUAAAAUAAGGUGAAACAGUCAAAGUAGUCUGUGUAGUCAACAAGGGUCAUAUCAGUAGCAGAUUUAGCUGACUAAACAUUUACUUGUUAACAAAGCAUUAAACAAGAUAGCUUUAUUUAUUUAAUGGUGCAAAAAUAUCUUCCCUAGUAAUUAAGAAGAAAUGCAAAAUUCCAUUUUGAAAUUUAUAUUUAUAAAAUUUACAUUUGUAGAAAUAAAAUGCUCAAAUUUUCGGCAGAAUUCUAUAUAACAAUGUAUGUGAAAUUAUAGUCUUGCUGAGAUUAUGUCAUGUGCUUGUUUACACAUACACAUUAUUUUUCAUUUCCUCAUAUUUUACAAUAAAUAUUCUGAACAUGGGCUAUACCAAAACCUGUGCAGUAUUUGUAAAUAUGGUAUGUUAUUCUAAUUUAGAAGGAAACUGCUUUUAUCCCUCAAAGCCUGAGCUACUGUAAUUGGGCAGCUGAUUAUAGUAGUAAUAGGUACUACUAAAAAUGUACAGCCAUCCAUAUGAUAGUCUCCCUUAACCAAUACUAAAAUCAUUUACUAGGAAAACAGAACAUUGCAAAGUAAACUUCCCAAUCCAGAGCUGUUUACAAAGAAAUUUCUCUCUACAUCAAUGCAAGGAUGGGUUGAACUACUCGACCAAACUAAUGCAAAAUCUUUAUAGAGGAGUUCUAUUGGUACACUGCAACUCACUCUUCAGCAAGGCAAGAUAAAUCUAAGCAAACGUUUUACCUGAUGCCUGUCAUUUGUAUUAAUGAAAGCUGAAAUAGAUGGGGCAUCACUACCACAUUUGUUUAUUCAUCUGUCAGUACAAUCAGGCAAGAAGUGGGGGAUAUAAAGUACAAAUGGCUUGUCCAUCCAUAUCAUUAUUCUUUUUCACAGAUAUAUUUCAUAUGAAUGCACCAUUCAGAUA
This is a messenger RNA of Ahaetulla prasina, 6928 nucleotides long. RefSeq names its product aristaless related homeobox (gene ARX). The record is from RefSeq and is a predicted model, not a curated record. The transcript is spliced from 5 exons. Gene Ontology annotation, molecular function: RNA polymerase II transcription regulatory region sequence-specific DNA binding; DNA-binding transcription factor activity, RNA polymerase II-specific. Gene Ontology annotation, biological process: regulation of transcription by RNA polymerase II. NCBI's taxonomy places the organism in Eukaryota, Metazoa, Chordata, Lepidosauria, Squamata, Colubridae. Bases 90 to 1583 code for a protein of 497 amino acids.